CAGCACAAUGCCAUGGCAUUUAUGCCAGGAGGGUACUAAAAACUAUGCACCACCACUAAACCUUAAUGCGGUGUGGCUCUACCAUUGCUUGUUCCCUGUCACCUGGCCCUGCGCCCUUCUUUAAGAUGACAGAUGAGGAGAUGGUCACAUACUUGAAGGCAGUUGAAGAUGUGGUGACAGCUUGGGAGUAUCAAGUAGUGGAGCACAGGGGCAUGCACAGUGGGACUCUCUUUUCUAGUCCAAAUCACUUCUACUCUGGACCUGCUGUUGUCACUCCUCCACCUCUGCCAACUCCUUCCAUUAGAAAUCAUGGCUACACUUGUCCUGUCCCUUGUCUACAUCUGUGGUUGCC
Mycena citricolor is the source of this 352-nucleotide messenger RNA. Lineage: Eukaryota; Fungi; Basidiomycota; Agaricomycetes; Agaricales; Mycenaceae. The record is from the annotation of a GenBank genome assembly.